AUGUCAGAUUCAUACACAACCAAGGUCCAGGACCUCCUCGCCGUUCUCGGCCGUGUGACCUUGCUGGACGAGACCCAGGUUGUUUUGUCGCUACAGGCGGCCUUUCUCACAACACCCUCAAUGUCAACUCUCGAGACCUACUUCCAGGCGCCUCCGGCAUCGGGGUCUUGUAUAAUCGAUGGUGUGGACCUGACAGGCACCAUCGAAUUGUUGGGAAAUGCGGCUAUCGCUGCACAGAUCGCCGACUGCUCGUUGGAAUACGGUUUCAGCUCCAUUGCCAAUCGCGACGUGGCAGUACAGCUCCCGGGUGAAUGGUUCAACACCAUCAUGCCGUGCGUUUUCGGUGACCAUAUCAACCGUCAACUCCACGCAGAUGGCCUGCUUCCACUACAGGUGCUGAGACAGGAUAGCACCUUUGUGACAUCCUUUGAGAACGUUCUCGUCAGUCCGCAGUUCGACCCGUUCCGUGGCCAAGGUGACUACUACUACGCAAUGAUGUGCUUGUUCGUCUACGUCUAUCUGAUCAAAGGUCCUGGCUUCGCACUGGACACCAAAUUGGAGAGGUCUCCAGCCCUUACCAUUAUUCGAGCCUGGCAGAGCAACCUGACUCCACCAACUGCUCCGAACCUUAGUUACCUUAGUGCACUACAGGCUGAAGUUAUUUUCAACUCGUAUACGCCUAGUGCUAUCUAUGGGCCCACUGGCAAUGCCGAUGCAACGCUACUGGACUUCGCACAAGCUGUACAAAACGAGGGUUUGAUGACACUCCCCACGGCAGACGCUUCAGCGGAACCUGAACCAGUGCCGACCAGCAUUACUGACGGCUCGAUUUUCGCCGGCGUAGACGUUUCCCAGUACAGCUCGGUUAGCUACAGGCUCUGGAAGCACUGGAUGAACACACUCGACGACCAAAGCUCGGGCAAUUUCUGGCGUGCUGGCAUCAUGGCAGCCGCAGCUCAGACCUUGGACAGCACCAAGACUUUUACGGUUCCUGGAUCUAUAGGGUCGAAUAUGACCAUAAUCCAUUUUGCCACACAUGGCAAGGACCUUGCAGAUUGGUACAAGAACCAUCAGGAUGAGCCCUACAUGAAUGGCGACAUCAAUCUGAACAACACGACGGAAACAACAGAGUCUGGGAAUCAAUCUAUGGGUUGCUUCAUCGCCGGCACAAAGGUUGAAACAUCAAACGGAUCGAAGGCGAUUGAGAACUUGACCGAGGGCGACCAGGUCUUAACCCGCGCCGACGGGGCAAAGCAAUGGGGCACCCGCAGCGACGAGGUUGUCGAGAACCCGUCCCCUGACAUAUUGUACGGAUUCAACGGAGAAGCACCUUUCUUCACAGCUGGCCACCCGUUCUACACCACAACCGGCCUUCGUUCUAUCGAUCCCCACACUGCCCGUAAGGAGAAUCCCUGGCUGGAAGUUGGCCAGCUCAAGUCUGGACAUGUGCUACUUCGCUUGAACGCUGAGAAGAAGUACGAGCGGGAGGUCAUCAAUUCUAUCAAUGUCUCUCGAAGCGAUGUUACCAGUGUGUACGGAGUGCACCUUCGGGAAGGGCUCCGGAGCUACCAUGCCAAUGGGUACCUAGUUGCCAUCAACUAUCCCGAGAUUACGGCCGUGUCAAUUACUCGGCAGCUGCAGACCUUUCCUCCCGCCGAAAGAGCCGCAAUGAUUCAGAGCCUUGGUGUUCUGAAACCUUUGUUUGAGCGCUUUGGCGCUGGAACAGUCAUGGACAAGUUGAUAAAGGAAGCUAGCUCUGCUUGA
Molecule: messenger RNA, 1764 nt
Organism: Fusarium falciforme
Lineage: Eukaryota; Fungi; Ascomycota; Sordariomycetes; Hypocreales; Nectriaceae
Exons: 2
Coding region: 1-1764 (587 amino acids)
Biological process (GO): intein-mediated protein splicing
Source: RefSeq, a predicted model, not a curated record